Messenger RNA from Egretta garzetta (little egret), 2313 nucleotides. RefSeq names its product BAF chromatin remodeling complex subunit BCL7A (gene BCL7A). The record is from RefSeq and is a predicted model, not a curated record. Bases 70 to 645 code for a protein of 191 amino acids. Lineage: Eukaryota; Metazoa; Chordata; Aves; Pelecaniformes; Ardeidae. The transcript is spliced from 6 exons.
UCAUAAUUCUGUGAUUUUCACCAAACUCUGUUGCAAUGCAAGUGAGUGUGAUGUGAUAAAUUCAGCAUUAUGACGUCACUUCGUGAUCAUCAACAGAAGAUGGGGGAGAAGAAGUGGGUGACAGUUGGCGACACAUCCCUAAGGAUUUACAAAUGGGUGCCAGUAACAGAGCCUAAAGUCGAUGAUAAAAAUAAGAAUAAGAAAAAAGGCAAAGAUGAAAAAUGUGGCUCUGAAGUGACCACUCCAGAGAACAGCUCCUCUCCAGGGAUGAUGGACAUGCACGAUGACAAUAGCAACCAGAGCUCAAUAGCUGAUGCUUCUCCAAUAAAACAAGAAAACAGUAAUAAUUCAAGUCCAGCACCAGAACAGAACUUGGCAACACAAGCAGACGGCACUGAAGUAAAGUCUGACGAAACUCAGGCAGAAGCAAAGGAGCAGCCUGGUUCAGAAGAUACCUCUGAUGAACAGAAUUCACAGUCUUCAAUGGAAAAUUCCAUGAAUAGUUCAGAGAAAGCAGAAAUUCAGUCCUCUGGAGAAAAUGAUAUAAUUACAGAGGCAUCUAAAAACUCUCAGGACUCUGAAGGAGUGCCACCUUCUAAAAAGAUGAAAGUAGAGGCUUCCCAACAAAAUGUUGAAGAGAUUUAGACUAUAGAUUUUUCUGGUCAGUUUUUAUGUAAGGUACAUCAGUGGGCUUAAUUAUAGAACAACCUUACUUAAGCAUCUUCUCUUGGAUGAGGACAGAACUCCUAACUUUUCAAGUUACCAAGCAAAAAUCCAAGAAAGCCUAACAAAGGUUUAACUUCUCAGACACUGAAAACUUUUUCCUGUGAAACAAACAUUGAGAACUUUUAAGUUACUGUCUCUGAAAUGGUUGGAGUAAACAACUCAGGAGGGGUCUACGCACUGUUUCUAAAGUCAAAAUUACAAUUAUGUUGCUGCUGUAUUUUUUUUUUUUUUUUUCAUUUCUCUAUUUAACAUUGUAAGAUAUUUAAGGAUGGUACAGGUCAGGUAUUAGCUUUCAUGUGAAGUUCAUUGUUCUGGCGUGAUGUCUGCUUUUGUUUUGUGCCUUGUGUUCUGAAAACAGUGCUAACUUUUAAAAGUUGGUUUGCAACUGUCUCCUUUGUAAAGUGGCCUAUGUUUGUAUAAUGCCAUGUAGUAAGGCUUUUUCUUUUUUUCUUUUUUUUUUUUUUUUUUUUUUUUUUCUUUUUUUGUUCGGGGUUUUUGUUUUGUUUUUAAUUUUUAAAUCCCUGGUGCUUAAACUUUUAAGAAAUACAGAUCAGGAAGCCAUUUUCACUCUUGGAGUCCAAGGAGAAAAAGGAGCUUGAUAUUUUAUUUUAGCAGCUAUAGUGGAGAUCUUUUAUUGAAUGCAUGGCAUUCGCAACUGUAAAUUUGGUCUUCUAAAUACUUAACUUCAUCAGAAGUUAACAUGAUCUGUUUACCAUUUAUAGUCCAGAUCUGAAUAUAUACUAUGACACAGCAGUUAAAAUACUUACGUAUUAGGUCCAGAUCUCUGUACUGGGUACAACUUGCUUUACAGAAAAGUUCCACUAUGUACAUAAAUAGGAUCAAAGGGAUUGAUGCACAGUGAAUUUAUUUUCAAUUGGUCUUUUUUGAUAUCAUGUUUUCACUGAACUGGAUGUCACUGUACUGUUUCUUUACGAGAUGUUUACUUCCGUGUUCCAUGUUAAUACUGUAUUUGGGAUUUCUUUUUUUCUUUCAGCAAGUCUUGUAAACAAGCCUUGUUGUUUCCAUAGUCCCUACAUCAUUGUUGGAAAUGUUCCUUCUUUUUCAAUUAUGUUGAAGUGUGCUCAAUGAUAAACUUGAUUGAAAAGCACAAAGUAUGUGCAACUCCCUUCAAAUUCGUGGCGUGUAGAAGCGCGGAACCAUCGGCAUCGGGUCACAAGGGCCCGAUCUUACAGCAGGCUCUGUACUUCCAGGGUGAGCUCCCAGUUAUAAAUACCUGGUGUCGGCGGGAACCGCUUCUUUCUCACUUCAGUACACGCACACGUGCGCGUACGUCCAUACAUAUUGCUGGAUCGGGCCCUUAGUCUGUCUUCACUUUGUGUGGGAGAUGGAACUUGUAAUUUAAAAUACGAUCUCAUGGCUAUGAAAAUGGUUGCAUAUAGUUUGUAAGCUAGGAACUGUAAAUACUUUUUUAAAUGAAAAAAAAAAAUUGCUUCCAGUUGAUACAUUUUCAUAAUUAGCUCUUCAUUAAGCUUAUUUAUUUCUGAAUUCUCCAAUAGUGAAAAUGGCUUGCGCUUAGACUACUGCAUUGCGUUUGCAAUUACCACUUUAUUAUGAAAAAAAAAAAAA